UAGGCCCUUACCCCCGGCCCAAAAAAUCAAAAAUUAUCCCCCUAAAAACAACACUCGCGCCACAAUUCGCCGCCAUCCCCAUGGCGCUUUCCACCACACCUCCACCACCUGACAAUCCUCCCACCACCACUGCCGCCUCCGCCUCCGCCUCCGCCUCUACCGCCACUUCCGCUGUCUCAACAACAAGACACCUGUUAUCUUACCCCAGACCCCCUAAUCCCCACACGCUCACCCCAACAACCAACCUCCAACCUCACCCCUUUUAUUCAUCCCCAUCAAGACAAUUGCCCUCCAAUCCCAACCCCAGUUACGCUCAAUUAGUUCCCCGGCCAACGCAAUCCGACCUCCUUCCUCGCCCACAAGACCCCUCACAGCUGCUUUACCCCAUCGCCUCCUCCAGCCGGGGUUUCCUUCCGAGACCCGUCACAAUGCCUGCGGCCCGACCCACCUCGAGGCCACCCUUGGUGUUCUCUGCUGCAGAUCUAGGUCAUGGUAGUUCAGGAUAUUUUAGGCCAACUCACUUGCAGCACGCGCUCCUUGGGUCUGGUCCCAGUUCCGCUGCUACUGGCGGGGUCGUGACAGAUGCGGUAAAAGGAAUUCCCGUAUCUACUACAAACCACCUGAAGGUUGGUCCUUCAACUACUAUCUCUGAAAAUAACGGCUACAAAGAUUUGAGGGAUAGAACUAGGGAUGACACUAUUACGGUUAUUGGAGAUCGAAAGGUUAGAAUAUCUGAAAAUGCUUCUAUUUAUACCCUUUGCCGGUCAUGGUUGAGAAAUGGUUUUCCAGAAGAAACUCAGCCUCAGUACCAAGAUGUCAUGAAGUGUCUUCCCAGACCUCUGCCAGUAGCUGCACAACAUUCAGAUUCUCCUGGGAGGAAGGAAGGUGAUGAAGAAGAGGAAGAAAAGGACGUAGAGUCUGUUGAGGAUAUAUCUACAAAAGACCUGUUGCAAAGACAUGUCAAGCGGGCUAAGAGGGUUAGAUCACGGCUAAGAGAAGAAAGGCUCCAGCGAAUUGCUAGAUACAAAACAAGACUUGCUCUUCUCUUACCCCCAAUAGUAGAGCAACACAUGAAAAAUGAAUCUGCUGCAAACUGAAAGCUGAAGACAGAAGGUGAAGCCCUCAUAUUUGACGGCAUGAAGUUGCAUGAUUUGGUGGUUUGGAUGCAGUUAUAAAAGUGACAACUAUCUCUGUUUGCUUGCCAUCGACUCCAGUUGUCAUUUUAUGCAAUAAAUGAGCAGUUCAAGUAAUUGAGAGCUGCCAAAUAUAGCGCCCUACUAUUCAGCUGAAGUAGACCAGACGGACUUGGUUACAAAAAUUGCCAAUUCAGGGAUCGUUGAAACCACAAUUAUGUACAGUUGAAUGCAAAAUUGAUAUUUAUACAUGUAUCAAAAUCUCUUCUCAACGAAGUAUUUCUCCUUGUGUACGUUAUUAAACCCAUUUUUACUUGGUUGCUUAGAUGUGUCUCAAUUUUAACGUGUUUGCUAGGCGAUACUGAUGACGUAGCAUUAACAUCUAAGAUUUCAACUAGAUUUUGUGAAUUUUGGGA
Messenger RNA from Olea europaea var. sylvestris, 1549 nucleotides. Its product is annotated as formin-like protein 6. The coding region runs from base 81 to 1097 and encodes 338 amino acids. Gene Ontology annotation, cellular component: transcription repressor complex. The transcript has 7 exons. The record is from RefSeq and is a predicted model, not a curated record. Lineage: Eukaryota; Viridiplantae; Streptophyta; Magnoliopsida; Lamiales; Oleaceae.